AUGGCUAUGAGGAUGAAGAUGAAGAUAAAGAUGGAGGUGGAGAUGGACAUGCUGGAACACUCGCCGCCGCUCUCCCCGCGCUCAGGCCCAGCAGUCCGUCGGUCCCCCCUCCCCGCGUACCUGCCUACCUCGUACCCGACCCCCGAAUUCGAGCCGCGCAAGUCACGAGACGAGGACCAAUACGAUCGAAUUGAUACCGUCAACGACCAGCAAAAGCGCCUCUUCCACGACCCACGAGCCCGAGCCCUGCUGAAGACCUACCAGACGGCCGGAGAAGUGUACCCUCGCACCUUUUUUGCCCGCUUGGCCAAACAUGGGAAGCAUAUUCUGGAGUUUGGACAACCGGCCCAAACGAGCGAGAAUUAUCACGAGGCCGAUUUCAUCGCCCUGAAUCUCGUCGAGCUGGACUGGUGGCUGCGGAAUGGUUCAGGUGACAAGGUGGUCCUCUUGAGAGACCGGCCGUGGGCGACCAAUCGUCCCGCAACGACCUCGUCUGGUAUGCUGCACGAAGCCGCCUUCAUCGACCCGGAAAUGCACCUCGAUGUCCAGGAUCUGGGACAGAAAUACUCUUCUACCUCCCCUUCGGUGACCUCGGUCAGACUCCAGGAGGCCAUACUGCGGAUGCAAGAUCGUGUAUCUGCUCCCAUCAACCUACUAAACAUCGAAUGCAAGGAUGACCUUUUGAUCCCGCCGCCACUCUACGCACACUGCAAGGAGCUCAUCAAUGCUACCCGCUACGCCUCAUCCCAAGCUGCACGUCAAGUGGGCCAGAUGACCGAUCUCGGCAAGAAGGUCGUAGAUACCGUCCACAGGCACGCGGUCGAUAUCCAGUCCUGUAUCAAAUUCCAGAUCAACGGUCAAGCUGGCGCCAUCUCAUCCUGGCACAUGGACAACAUGGGAGUCUCAACCUGGGUCACGCUGGAACCAAACGCCGAGCCCAUGUACGAUCCCGAGGAGUCUCUGAGGAAGGAAGACACUUUCUUUUCGACAAAACAAGACGAGAGCGUUCUGAAGCUGUGGGCGAUUAUUUCCACGCGUACCCCGGAGGAUGAAGCUGCCGCCAGGAAGGCUUUCCUCAAGGAGGGAGAGGAUUGGAACCCGCCGCCAGAGUGGAUCAAGGUUCUUGCCUUGACCAGAUACGAUACGCUGAUUAUGCCACCCGGCACGAUCCACGCUCCGAUCACCGUGACCGAUUGCUUGUUUCGGGGAGGGAUGGCGAUACAAAAGCGGUUCCUGAAGACUUCCCUCGUCUAUUGGAAAUCCUGCACGGAUAACCCGCACUGCACCAACGAGAAGAUGCCGAAGCAGACCCGGGCCGUGAUCGAUUACCUCGAGCGCGUAAUCAUCAACGACCCGCAAGGAUGUGGCUUCCUACCAGAAGAAAUCGAGAAGUUAAAGGAGGACUGCAAGAAGAUUUCGGCCAACGCACUCGCGUGCCGUUGCCAAGGAGGCUGUACGAGAGGCACAUGCAGUUGUUUGGUAUACGGGCAGCGAUGCGCGGCGGGCUGUCACAAGGGCAAGGAGUGUCAGAAUCCAUGCGGGUGGCGGUAG
Molecule: messenger RNA, 1551 nt
Organism: Drepanopeziza brunnea f. sp. 'multigermtubi' MB_m1
Lineage: Eukaryota; Fungi; Ascomycota; Leotiomycetes; Helotiales; Drepanopezizaceae
Source: RefSeq, a predicted model, not a curated record